AUGCGCUCGUGUCACUCUCUGCUCCUCCUCCUGCUCAUCGCCCCGCCCCUCCAAGCCGACCGCCAGAGAGGCCACCUCUUGGCCGACCGCCGGAGAGGCCACAUCUUUGUGAUGAACACCGACCUCCGCUUCCUAGCGUGCGACGCGUGGCUCUGCCCCGUCUCCGAGUCUAUGGAACUGAGCCCGCGUUGGCAGCGCUCGAUCCGCGAGUGCGAGCAGCCCGAGCGGCCACGCGGAUGGGGCAGCUCGAUCCGAGCUGUGCGCUGCCUUCCGCGGACGGCGGCAGCGCUGCGGCGGCGGCGAGAAGAGCGGUACAAGCAGUACGAGCACCCUCGCCCAUACCUGACGCUGGUGAUGGGCGAGCCGCUUCCUGCCUCCCUUCUCUCGCUCAAUCAGUUCCUCGACCAGGUCGUCGCGGACCUGCGAGGCCGCUCGCGCUUCGGCCGCGCCCUUCCUCUUGUGGCAGUGCCCAUCUUUGGCGCCGGCGUCGCGGCGGCAGAAUUGCUUCAAUUCGGGAGCCCUUCUCUACCUUCUGACUCCUCCUGCGACGAGCAGAGCGGCGAGAUCAUCGCGGCGAUGCUGCGCGAGCUGCACGCCUUUGCGAGCCGCCACGCGUGCGACGUCGCCCUCUGCACCGUCGACUCGUCCGCCUUUGGCGCCGCGCAGCAGGCGCCGCCUGCUCUUGCAGCUCGCCAGCCCCUGAGCAUUCGCUUUGGCCCUGAGCCUUCGAUCACCGAGCCCAAACUGAGCACUGCACCGAGCCACAAACUAAGCACCCGGAGCCAAGAACGACCUCGACCCGAGUCACAGGCGCGCCGCCGCCUCCUCGGCGCGCGCUCGCCCGACCAGCUCGGCCGCCUCUACCGACUCCGCGCGCCGGCGGACGCCGCGUCGGCCGACGAGUACGAGGCGCGAGGCGGACGGAGUCUCUCGACGGCGGAGGUGGACCGGCUCGCGCGGCUGCUGCUGAACGGGCAGACGUCGCUCUUCCUCGGCGCGGGCGUCUCGAUCGACGCCGGCCUGCCCUCUUGGUCGCAGCUCAUCGAGCUUCUUGCCGCCGAGCUCGCAAUCUCGCCGCCGGACCGCGCGUCGCUCGCCUCCCUCAACCCGCUCGAGGCCGCCUCCCUCCUCGCCGCGCGGGCGGGAGGCGACGCCGCCCUCAAGCGGCUCUGCGCGCGGAUCGUCGGCAUGGCGAAGCGCCACUCGCCGCAGCACGCGCUGCUGGCUGGCCUCCCCUUCAAGGGGUGCGUGACGAGCAACUUCGACGAGCUCUUUGAGCUCGCCGUGCGCGGCGCCGGCGUCGACACUGCUGGCGGUUGGGCGGCCAGAUCGUGCCUCAAGCUGCACGGCUCCGUCUCGCGCCCCGACUCGCUCGUGCUGACGCGGGCGGACUACGCGAGCUUCUCGCGCGAGCAGGCCGCGAGCCAGGGCGUGCUGCAGGGCUUGCUCCUCACGCAGCACGUCCUCUUCCUCGGCUUCUCGAUGCGCGACGAGAAUUGGUGCCGCAUCGUCGAGACGGUCCGCGGGUCCGUCGCGCCCAACCACGGCCGCGAGGAGCUGCCGGAGGAGGGGCUGGCGGCGGAGGGGCAACCGGCGGAGGAGGCGAGGGCCGGCGUGGAGGGGGCGGCGGCGUGGCGCCGCCCGCCGGGGCGCACGUCGCUGGGCACGAUGUUUCCCCUCGAGGCGGACCGCAUGUUCGACGCGCUGUGGCGGCCGCUCCUGCACGUGACGCCUGUGGACGGCCUGCACCUCCCGCCGGGCGGCGCUGUCCGCCUGACGCAGCGCGAGCGGCUGCAGCACCACGCGAGGUCGCUCGAGAUCUUCCUCGACCACGUCGGCUCCGCGGUCGAGUCUCGCCGCUGCCGCGUGCUGCUCAACCCAAAGUACGCCUCGCUCCUGACGCCGCGCUCGCUAGCCCUCUCCAAGGCCAUCACGGCCUUCCUCGACGGCCUUCCACCCGAAGCGGUCGCCUCGGGGCCUUUCCAGCCGAUUCUGCGUCUCUUCCUGCGCAUGGGGUUGCGCACAAAGGCGGCGAGGGAGUUGGUGGGCGACGACACCCUCGAGGGGCCGUACCGAGCGCGUCUGGCAGAACUGGUCGCUUCCGACGGGGGGGAGGAGGAGUAG
Messenger RNA from Emiliania huxleyi CCMP1516, 2124 nucleotides. RefSeq lists its product as hypothetical. Lineage: Eukaryota; Haptophyta; Isochrysidales; Noelaerhabdaceae. The coding region runs from base 1 to 2124 and encodes 707 amino acids. The record is from RefSeq and is a predicted model, not a curated record. The transcript has 5 exons.